CAGCUACAGCGAGAAUCGAAAAGAAAUAAAUAGUGAUAAGUGAGAAGCAAAGUGAAGGUUGUGAGACAGAGAAGAUGGAAAACAGCGAGGGAAGGGAAAUCCAAAGCAAAGACUACGCGCUCAGCGGCAAGAUAAUGCUAAUCGCCAUCGUCCUUCUCUUCCUCGUCAUCGUCAUAAUGCUUUGCCUCCACGUCUACGUCCGCUGCCGCAUCGUCGCCGCUCGCCGCCGCCAAUUUAUCCGGCGCGCGCCCCGCCGCCCGCAGUUCGUUUUCUACGUGGACCCGGCCGCCCGCAUUGGGCUGACGACGCGCGGCCUCCACCCCUCGGUGAUCUCGACGCUCCCCGUCUUCACGUUCUCCGAGGGCAGCGACGCCAGGGAGUGCUCGGUUUGCUUGUCGGAGUUGGAGGAGGGUGAAAGGGGUCGUGUUUUGCCCAAAUGCAAUCAUACUUUUCAUACGGACUGUAUCGACAUGUGGUUUCAGUCGCACGCCACGUGUCCUCUCUGCAGGGCCCCCGUGGAGGCCCAGCCCAAGGACCCUCUCCUUCUCUCUGCCUCUGCCUCUGCCUCUGCCUCUGGGCCUGGGCCCCAACAAGUGCUGGGGCCCAAUUCUUCUUCUUCUUCCGAGUCCCCGGUGAGUCGGAUACUAUCGUUUAAGAUAAUUCUGAGCAGAGAGAAGAAGGAAAGCGCUUCCAUCAGCGAGUUCGAUGCGGAACGGGGAGAAUGUGACUCGGCGAGUUUAACCGCUUCCCAUUGAAGGAGUUGCAGAUGUGACAUCACAAACCUCUCGACGUAGCAUGUUCAGAUAGAUACAUGAAGGAGAAUCAUAGCAACUUGCAGAUUUUUUUAUUUUUUAUUUUUUAACUUUAAAGCUUACUUUUUUUUU
Cajanus cajan (pigeon pea) is the source of this 884-nucleotide messenger RNA. Its product is annotated as RING-H2 finger protein ATL2. The record is from RefSeq and is a predicted model, not a curated record. NCBI's taxonomy places the organism in Eukaryota, Viridiplantae, Streptophyta, Magnoliopsida, Fabales, Fabaceae. Gene Ontology annotation, biological process: protein ubiquitination. Gene Ontology annotation, molecular function: transferase activity.